AUGCCGUCGUUACUUGAACGUGUCGGACGUUCUCUUACUCGGAAGAAACCAGAACUGGUCUCUCCAACCGACGCCGCGCCCAAUGCCGCUCCAGGACCGCGUUCACCGACGACUGAGAAGUCGCAGGGCGUAUUUCAGUCGUUUCUACGCGCCAAAUCACCCACAAGAACGGACCAGCCCCGCGUCGUAAGAGCGCCGCACCUGUCUCUCCAUCUCCCCGACUACUCAGAAGGUGGGACAACCUACAAGGAAAAGCUCGGUAUCGUUUUUGAGCAGCUCCCCGAUCCAACGUACACGGACGAGGUCAUCGCCGCCAAACGCCUAAACACGGCAGAGACGCUCCAAUUGGUCCAAAAGACGUCGACACAGAUCAUCCAACGAGGACUUGAAACACCAGGCAUCUUCAAAUCGUUUUGGUAUACGCAAUCAGCCGAGAAACAACGUCGGCUUAUCGUGCUCUAUCUCCAGACCUUGGCCGGAGAAUCGGCUACCACGAGCACGACAGAAGAAGCAAAGCCAAAUCCGGCCGUCGAAACCCUCGACGAUUACUUGUCAAGCGCAUCGCCGCAUGAUGUCGCAGAGGUGCUCAAAUGGGCAAUUCGUCAUUUCCAGCUCGACGGUGCCUCGUUUGGAACAUCCUCGGACGAGUAUGGGUGGUACAAGUCCUUUGCCGAAGCGGAGAAAGAGGCGUCAUACCCCACCGACGCAUACACGACCCUCCUCGUCCCGCUCGUUCCACAAGGGCAUAGAGAUCUUCUCGAGGCUAUUUUCAAAUUUGCAACCUCGCUCGCGUCGUACGCAGAGCUCAACGGCAUCUCGGGCAGCAAGUUUACUCGUUCAAUCGGAUGGUGGCUGCUCAGUGAGCGCCGCGUUCCCACGAAUGGCCUGGUCGGAUUCAUCCACGACUGGGAAACGGCCGCAAGGAUUCUAGAGCAUCUGUUCCUUGCGUACAUUCGCGAUCAGCAACGGCUAGGAUUGAUGCCCAAACGUCUCACACAGCUCGUCAAGUCGUACCCCUAUUCUAAACAGGCUAUCCCAGAGGAUCAGCAUUAUCUACCUCGCCCUAAAUUCAGUACACAGAACCGACCGGUUCUUUUCGUCCGCGUCGCAGUUCCUCCAAACGCCAAGAACCAGUACAGUGGUCGCCCUAUUCAACUCUUACGUGAUGCGAUAUCCGCUCACGUCGAAGAGGGGUCUACAGACAGCCAGUACCAUGGUCUCUGGCUAGAAUUGCGGCGUUUGGCUGCGGGUGAUGGAGGCCAAACCCUUGCGCCGGACACUACACAGACACCAACUGUCUUUGUCACGGGACUGUUGACCGAAGCCACCCUGUCAAUGCUCUCCAGCACAAGCGGAGAAUCGACUGCACCAACCUCCUCCCGUCCGACCGACUCUGAGCCAGUCACCCCGCUCUAUCGCUCGCUUUCCCCAGGCCGCAAGACGACUGGCACCGUGUCCACGAACCCGACCGCCCCAACGUCACCAAUGGAAUGGGAAGAGUUCUCCGGAACCGGGUUCGGCUCCAUUUCCGAGGGUACUGCGCUCACCUUUUCCGAUUUUGGACCACCCAUGUCUCCUCGACAAACGUCUGCGACUGUUGGUGUGAAUUCGCGUUCGACAAAAGCGUCUCGCUCGACGCGUCGUCGGUCCAUCGAAUACAAGCAGCCACUCUCAGCCACGCCGUUGUCCCCCAUCAAUGGUCACACGACAGACGCUCCCAAAGAGUUUCCUGCAAAGGAUGCGUCGGCAGUUGUGCGCGAGUCUGUCGAGGGUUCGCUUUCAUUGGAUGAAACAUUGAUUGACGGGUGGGCUGAAGUCAUUCUUGAUCGCACCGUGGCCAGUGCGUGGCCCUCGUUUGUCUUGUAUGAGCUCCGCAGUCCGCUCACCGUGCCCCCUUCUACCGAAGGCGGCGAGGAUACGGUGAUCCGCUGGUUGGCGAUCGAGACGUACGUCUUGACGCCACCUGAACAGUCUGUGCCUUCUAGUCCCGUCAAGGCUACUUCUGGCACAAAGGUCAAACGCUCGUCGUCUGUCAAGUCUGACAAGCGAGCUCGGUUUGGAUUCUUCUCCAGUCAGACGUCGUUGCAUGCCAAAGAUGGCAAAGAGGAGAAGAAGGAGAAGCGCAAGGAACAUGUCAGGAGGGGCUCGGAGAUGAGCGUGGAGAGUGCUGCGAAGGCCAAAGAAGCCUCCAAGUCUCAAGUAGACCUCACCGCACCUGCUGCUGCGAUUGCAGAGGAACCGGAACCGUCGACUCCCAUCCCGGCGUUGUCGCAAGAUGUUGCACCCGUCGCCAAGGCUGAAGAGCCAGAAGCCAAAGAAGUUGUUGAAAGUCCUGUUCCUACAGCCACAAAGGUUCAGGAGGGACUGACCGUUGAUACCCUCGCCGUUCCCACCACCGUUAAUUCAAAGUUUAUCGAGGGUUCGACCCCAGGAACUAUUCCCGAAUCGAAUGCAGAUCCUACGGACACCGCACAUGCUACCGAACAGGUGACCAAAACGGAUGGUGUGGAGACAGGCCCUGCGCUGAAACAUCCCGAGCGCUCCGAUGGUGAUGCAACGGUGCCUGUGCAUGAUGUGCCUGUGACGGAGGUGCCCCAAGAAGCCGCAACGCAUCAUGAUAAUGAGACAAAGGGACUAGACGCCAGUACGCCGCCGGUUCCAACCUCGGACACUGUGCUUCUUCAUAAUGCAGUUCCCGUAUCUACGCCACCGGCCAUUGGUGGCCCAACGACGGUGGAACAGGGUACCCCAGCCGUAAAGGCUGAUGGAAGCGAUACUCAGCCGGAAAUUGGCAUUGCGCCUGUGUCGUCGUCUGGCAAUGGCGAUGAUGCGGUGAUCGCUGCGGACGCUUCUAGGGAGGUGCCGGCUGCAAAGGUUUCUGAUGUUCCCGAAAUUGCCGAGAAGGGUCCAUCUGAGGAUGAGGAAAAUGCGCAGGCGAUUCGUGAGGCCGAAGCUGCGGCGACAGUCGAGGCGGAACGCGUCGAGAGUGAGCGUUUGGAACAGGAGCGCAUCGAAAACGAACGUCUCGAAGCGGAGCGUCUUGAACAGGAGCGGUUGGCUGAGGCAACUAGAAUCGAGGCGGAGCGGGUCGAGGCAGACCGCUUGGAGCAAGAACGCCUCGAGGCGGAAAGAGUUGAGCAGGAGCGCCUGGAGGCCGAGCGUAUAGAAAAGGAGCGUAUUGAACAGGAAACGGAGCGCAUCGAAAAGGAGCGCUUGGAAGCUGAGCGCGUAGAGCAAGAGCGUUUGGCUGAGGAAGCAAGACUCGAGGCUGAGCGUCUCGAGCAAGAACGACUCGAUGCAGAGCGCAUUGAGGCGGAACGUAUCAAGAAAGAACGCCUGGCCGAAGAGGCCAGCCUCGAGGCGGAACGUGUCGAACAAGAAAGGCUGGCCGAGGCAGCAAGACUCGAGGCGGAGCGCAUCGAACAGGAGCGCAUCGAACAAGAGCGACUCGCCGAGGAAGCUAGGCUCGAGGCCGAGCGUGUUGAAAAGGAACGACUGGCGGAGGAAGCAAGACUCGAGACUGAGCGCCUGGAGCAGGAACGCAUCGAAAGCGAGCGUCUCGAAGCCGAACGUAUCGAAGCAGAGCGCAUUGAGGCGGAGCGGCUUGAAAAAGAACGCCUUGCUGAGGCGGCAAGAAUCGAAGCCGAACGCAUUGAACAGGAGCGUCUGGCUGAGGAGGCAAGAUUUGAAGCAGAACGCAUUGAGCAAGAACGACUGGCAGAAGAGGCUCGACUUGAGGCAGAGCGCAUUGAAAAGGAAAGGCUUGCAGAGGAAGCAAGGCUCGAGGCUGAGCGUAUCGAACAGGAGCGUCUGGCGGAAGAGGCGAGGCUCGAAGCCGAGCGUGUGGAACAGGAGCGCAUCGAAAAGGAACGCCUUGAAGCUGAACGUCUUGAAGCAGAGCGUCUGGAGAAAGAAAGAUUGGAGGCUGAACAGGCUGAAAAGGCAAGUGAGCGGUUGGAAGCCGAAAGAAUUGAAGCAGAGCGGCUCGAGCAGGAGCGUCUUGAACAAGAACGCAUUGAACAGGAGCGCAUUGAGGCUGAACGCCUUGAGAACGAACGGAUCGAGCGCGAGCGUUUGGAGGCCGAGCGUCUUGAACAAGAAAGACUAGAAGCAGAGCGCAUCGAGGCCGAACGUAUUGAGCAAGAACGCCUAGCUGAGGCAGCAAGGCUCGAGGCGGAGCGCAUCGAGCAAGAACGCUUGGCCGAGGAAGCGAGGCUCGAGGCGGAGCGCAUUGAAAAGGAGCGGUUGGAAGCGGAGCGUCUCGAGCAAGAACGGCUAGAGGCAGAGCGCAUCGAGGCCGAACGUAUCGAGCAAGAACGCCUCGCCGAGGCAGCGAGACUCGAGGCAGAGCGCAUCGAGCAGGAGCGCCUGGCUGAGGAAGCAAGAAUCGAAGCUGCACGCAUCGAACAAGAACGACUGGCAGAAGAGGCAAGGCUCGAGGCAGAACGCAUCGAACAAGAAAGACUGGCCGAAGAAGCAAGGCUCGAAGCUGAACGUCUCGAGCAAGAGCGACUCGAGGCUGAGCGCAUCGAGGCUGAACGUAAAGAGCAGGAGCGCCUAGCUGAGGAGGCAAGGAUUGAAGCCGAACGCAUUGAACAGGAGCGAUUAGCUGAAGAAGCAAGACUCGAGGCAGAACGCAUCGAACAAGAAAGGCUUGCCGAGGAAGCGAGGCUCGAGGCCGAGCGCAUUGAAAAGGAGCGGUUGGAAGCCGAACGACUCGAGCAAGAGCGACUUGAGGCGGAGCGCAUCGAGGCUGAACGCAAGGAACAGGAGCGCCUGGCUGAAGAGGCCAGGCUGGAGGCAGAACGUAUCGAACAGGAAAGACUUGCUGAGGAAGCAAGGCUCGAGGCUGAGCGCAUCGAAAAGGAGCGGUUGGAAGCUGAACGUCUUGAGCAAGAACGACUCGAAGCAGAGCGUGUCGAAGCUGAACGCAAGGAGCAAGAACGUUUAGCUGAGGAGGCAAGACUCGAAGCCGAACGCAUCGAACAGGAGCGAUUGGCUGAAGAAGCAAGACUCGAGGCAGAACGCGUUGAACAAGAAAGACUUGCUGAGGAAGCAAGGCUCGAAGCUGAACGCAUCGAGCAGGAGCGUUUGGCUGAAGAGGCAAGAGUCGAGGCCGAACGACUCGAGCAAGAGAGACUUGAAGCGGAGCGCGUCGAGGCAGAACGCAUCGAACAAGAAAGGCUUGCCGAGGAAGCGAGGCUCGAGGCCGAGCGCAUUGAAGAGGAGCGGUUGGAAGCCGAACGUCUUGAGCAAGAACGACUCGAAGCAGAGCGUGUCGAAGCUGAACGCAAGGAGCAAGAACGUUUAGCUGAGGAGGCAAGACUCGAAGCCGAACGCAUCGAGCAGGAGCGGUUGGCUGAAGAAGCAAGACUCGAGGCAGAACGCGUUGAACAAGAAAGACUUGCUGAGGAAGCAAGGCUCGAAGCUGAGCGCAUCGAGCAGGAGCAGAGACUCGAAGCGGAGCGCGUCGAGGCAGAACGCAUCGAACAAGAAAGAUUGGCCGAGGAAGCACGACUCGAAGCUGAACGCCUCGAGCAAGAGCGACUCGAGGCUGAGCGCAAGGAGCAGGAACGCCUAGCUGAAGAGGCAAGGAUCGAAGCCGAACGUGUCGAACAGGAGCGAUUGGCUGAAGAGGCAAGACUCGAGGCAGAACGCAUCGAACAGGAACGACUGGCUGAAGAGGCAAGGCUCGAGGCUGAGCGCAUUGAAAAUGAGCGCUUGGAGCAAGAACGCCUUGCAGCUGAACGAGCUGAGAAGGAACGCUUGGAAGCCGAACGCCUUGAACAGGAGCGCCUUGAGCAAGAGCGGUUAGAAAACGAGCGCGUCGAGCAGGAGCGAAAGGAGGCGGAGCGUUUGGAAGCGGAGCGGGUUGAAAAGGAGCGCUUGGAAUCUGAGCGAAUCGAACAAGAAAGGUUGGCCGAGGAGAAGAGGCUCGAAUCUGAGCGAAUCGAGCAAGAAAGGCUGGCAAAGGAGGCAGUCGAGCCUAUUCAAACGACCGAAUUCAACGGUCCUACUGUUGAAGACUCGGUUCCCGCAAAAGAAGAAACCAAACCCCUCGGAGAGGAGAAUGGGGUUGCCGAAGAUGCCCAGGCUGGGUAUCCCGAGUCCAUUACCAAAGUAUCGGAAUCAACUCCAGUGCCAAAGAAUGAAGAAGGCGAGCUGGUUUCGGAGUCUGCUCACGAUGAACAGAAGCCCAAGGCCGUUGAAGGGGCCUCGGUUUGA
Messenger RNA from Serendipita indica DSM 11827, 6225 nucleotides. NCBI's taxonomy places the organism in Eukaryota, Fungi, Basidiomycota, Agaricomycetes, Sebacinales, Serendipitaceae. The record is from the annotation of a GenBank genome assembly.